Messenger RNA from Parnassius mnemosyne (clouded apollo), 588 nucleotides. NCBI's taxonomy places the organism in Eukaryota, Metazoa, Arthropoda, Insecta, Lepidoptera, Papilionidae. The record is from the annotation of a GenBank genome assembly.
AUGUCUGCAACGGAUGAACUAAGUGGCAUUCUCUCGCGACGUCAGGAGAUCAACGAAAAACUUGAGGAGGGUCUUGAGGUUAAACCUAAAUAUAAAUUCGUGAAUGUUUAUACGGAGUUUCACGAGUUCACCAGAAAAGAAAUAAAGCAGUACGAAGAUACCUUCAAUAAGUUCGACGAAGGGCGAGAUGGUUUUCUAGAUCUGACGGAAGUGAAGCGCAUGAUGGAGCGACUUGGCGCGCCGCAAACACAUCUGGGUCUAAAGGCAAUGAUCGCGGAAGUCGACGAAGACGGAGACAACAAGAUCAGUUUCAGAGAAUUCUUACUAAUAUACCGGAAAGCUCGAUUAGGUGAACUUGAAAUGGAUUCUGGUUUGGAAGCAUUAGCAAGAUUAACAGAAAUUAAUGUCGAUCAAGUAGGUGUCAAUGGAGCCAAAAAUUUCUUUGAAGCAAAAAUAGAAGAGCUAGCAAAGAAAAACAAAUUUCAUGAUGAGAUCUUACAAGAACAAGAAGAGAAGCGUCGUGAAGCAGAAGAGAAAGCACUUCGAAGACAAAGAUUUAAAGAAAAGACUGCUGUCUUUCAACAUUGA